AUGCCUGCAAGCACAUUGGCUUCUCUCAAAGGACUCGAUGGGACACAGAAAGAGUUGCCUCGAUUACAAACCAAUGGACAAUUGGACAAUGGUCAGCUGGAGAAUGGCGAUCGUCUGGAGCCAGUGCUCGAAGACGAUCCUGCUUCAUUCAAUCUGGUUUCUCCGCCGCCGCCGCCGGGUUUCGGGGAGGUGUUCUCGUUGGAAAAGCAAGCCGAGGCGCUCUUUUCCCGAGCUCAUCUACAAGUCAUCUUCGCAGACCCAACCUUUCUUUUCAAGUUUACAUCGUUCCUCGGUGUGCACCGGCCUCAGUCCGUACCCACCCUCGUCCACUACCUCGAUUCCCUCAAGUCCCUGCGAGCCAUUCACUAUGCGAACGCCAUCUGCGAAGGGUUAGACCCCGUAGAGGGACUAGACUUCACCCAGAACCCCAUCAAACCUACGAUCAACACGUCCUUGGAAGAGAGGGCGUACAAGGCUUUUGGUGUUUUGGUCACGGAGGAGUUGCCGGCAUAUAUCACCCAUCAAUAUAUUCAAAUUGUUGGCGCUAGCAUCACCGCCAGAGUGACAGGUGCUCUCUCGCCUCAGCUGCGCGACGCCUCGGAUGGGUUGGCGGAGGUUUUCUGUCUGACGGAUCCGUCCAGGCACGACAACCCCAUUGUCUUUGCUUCUGAAGAAUUCAAUCGUACAUCCCAAUACGGCCUGUCAUAUGUUCUUGGUCGGAACUGCAGGUUUUUACAAGGACCAAUGACAAACCCACACAGUGUGAGAAGGCUGAAGGACGCAGUUCAGGCCGGAAGACAACACCAGGAAGUUUUGCUGAACUAUCGACGAGAUGGCUCGCCCUUUGUGAAUCUGCUGAUGAUUGCGCCUCUUGCCGAUAGCCGGGGUGUUGUUCGGUAUUACAUUGGCGCGCAAGUCGAUGUCAGUGGACUUGUCAAGGAUUGCGCCGAGAUGGAAUCCCUUCAGAAGUUACUUGAGCUACGCGGCCGAGGCGAAGACCCGCCCUUACCGGAAAGACCUUCUCCUGAGAAGAACGACGAACUCCGCGAACUGAGUGAGAUGUUAAAUCAAGGCGAAUUGAACACGAUCCGCCGGCAUGGCGGGAAGAUGCAUCGGGAAGUGUCGGAUGAAGAUCUGGAGAGCGUCGCGUCCCACCAGCCGCGACUUCUGCUGAAAGAUCCUGACACGCUGACAGCAUCCCUUCGAGUUGGGAGCAUCAAUGGAAGGCUGGGCGGGAUUUACCAACAUUAUAUGCUGGUACGACCAUACCCUUCGCUACGGAUCCUGUUUGCAAGCCCUUCACAGAGACUGCCCGGUGUCCUUCAAUCGCCUUUCUUGAAUAAGAUUGGAGGGUCUAGUCGUGUGCGCGAGGAGUUGACGGCGGCGUUUGCCGAAGGCCGGGGCGUGACUGCGAAAGUGCGCUGGAUCACUCGAAGCGAUGAUCAAGGCAAGAACAAAUGGAUCCAUUGCACGCCUCUUGUUGGCAAUGGCGGCCAGGUCGGAGUGUGGAUGGUAGUCAUCGUCGACGAAGACAAGACCAGCAGUGAAAGAUGGCCUCCUGGAGGCGGACGAUUGCCUCCAACCGUGGCCACACCAGAGCCAGAAAGGAGCCGGACUCCGGGAAGCGGAUAUCGAGGGCAAGACGCAAGCUACACCGGGUCCGCCGACGUGAACGGCGCUGGCAGCCUGCGAAGUGGUAACGGCAGUGUCACGAGCUUCAGAAUCGGAUGA
Capronia epimyces CBS 606.96 is the source of this 1731-nucleotide messenger RNA. RefSeq lists its product as uncharacterized. The coding region runs from base 1 to 1731 and encodes 576 amino acids. Gene Ontology annotation, cellular component: nucleus. The transcript has 4 exons. Lineage: Eukaryota; Fungi; Ascomycota; Eurotiomycetes; Chaetothyriales; Herpotrichiellaceae. The record is from RefSeq and is a predicted model, not a curated record.